Molecule: messenger RNA, 654 nt
Organism: Parnassius mnemosyne (clouded apollo)
Lineage: Eukaryota; Metazoa; Arthropoda; Insecta; Lepidoptera; Papilionidae
Source: the annotation of a GenBank genome assembly
AUGACGAUCGAGUUCUACUUCAUGCCGGGGUCGCCUCCGUGCUCUAUCGUCUCGAUGACGAUCGCAGCGCUGGGCAUCGAGUCCAAAAUCAAGUACACCAGUGUCGACUAUACAACUAACGAACAUCUCAAACCGGAAUAUGUAAAGAUGAACCCACAGCACACUGCACCCACCAUCGUGGACGACGGCUUCGUUCUGUGGGAGUCUCGCGCGAUCUCCAGAUAUCUAGUUAACAAGUAUGGCAAAGGCAGCGCCCUCUACCCUGAAGACGUUCAAGCGCGUGCCGUCAUCGACCAGAGAUUGGACUUUGACCUGGGGACUCUUUACGCCAGAUUCACAGAGUAUUAUUAUCCGCAAAUCGAGAGGAAACCUCUGGAAGAGUCUGGUUUGAAAAAGGUACAGGAGGCGCUUGGCUUCUUCGACACGUUCUUAGCGGAUAAAAAAUAUGCAGCUGGUUCGGUACUGACGCUGGCCGAUCUCAGCCUGGUAGCUACUGUGUCUGUCAUAGAGGCCGCCAACAUCAGCUUGAAGGAAUAUCCUAACAUUGUCAGAUGGUAUGACCUCGUGAAAUCAACAGUGCCCAAGUACAAAACUACAAAUGAAAAGUACGUUGGAGAAUUCAAGGCUUUCUUCGAGGAUCUGGCGAAGAAAUGA